AUGACUUAGAACCAAAUAGUUGGAGCUAUUAAAAUAAAGGAUGGAUUGUUUAUUGGAGAUGAAUAUGCAUCUUAGGAUCGAGAAUUCAUUAUGACAAAUAAAGUCACUCAUAUAAUAAAUUGUGCAGGAACAGAAGUACAAAAUAAAUGGACCUUAAUGGGUGCUAAGUAUUUAACAUUUAAUUGGUUGGAGUAAGAUAAUGAAGUGUUAUUUGAUGAAAGAAAUGAAAAUGUUAAUAAAAUAUUUACAUUCAUAGAAGAAUGCUUUCAACAGGGAGAGAGUUGUUUAGUCCAUUCGGUUAGAGGGCAGAGUAGAGCUUGUUGUGUGCUCGCUGCAUAUUUUAUGAAAAAAUAUUCAUGGACGCUGUAUAAAACUCUUGAAUAUUUAAAUUCAAGGAGGCCAGAUCUUGAAAUCAGGGCAUCAUUCUUUUAUUAGUUGAAUGCAUUAGAAAAUAGAAUGACCAAAUAAGGACCAAAAAGAACAGCCUCAUGGAAUGAGUUAACUUCUGAUGAACAGAACCCUUCCCAAGUGCAGGAUGAAUUAAUCAUAAGAAACACAUUCUUAAAUUCGCACAACGGACCUGUAGAUGAAAUAUAUACAAAUUUGUAAGCGAAAUAAGGAGUAUUAGGAAAAGUUACAAACCAGAAACUCAAAUGGAAAGAUUAAGCAAACAAAGAAAAUAUUUCCUUAGCUACAAUUGUAUACUCUGGCUCCCCUGAUUUUGUUCCUGUUUCUGAAAUUAAUUUAAAAGCAGAUCCAACAACGCCUUCAAUUUUAAAAGGAGCUUAAAAGAGUUAAUCUCUGGUAUAACCUCCAAAACAACCUUAAAUUUAGUCAAACUUCCCUAAGAGUUCUCAAAAUGCACCUCAAGUAAGAUCAGCUAGCAGUAAAUCUUAAUAAUAAGAUCAAAGUGAUCUUUAAUUGAAUUCAAAUAUAACUUCAGCAAAUCUAACAAAUAAUCCUUCCUUCUAAAAUUUAUUAAUGCAUUGCGCAAUGAAAACUAGAACCCCAUAAUAAUAAUAAUAAUAAUAAGAAUAAGCUGUUAAGAAAAAUACUUUAAUAAAUAACUUAAUUAAACCGUAAACUGAAAAUCAAAACAUUUAAUCCAUUCCUUAAAUUGCAACUAACUUACUACAAUUAUAAGUCUAAGCAAAUCCUUCUAGUGGAAUUAGAAGUAAUUCAUUAUAACAGACUGAAGAUAAAAGAAACUAAACAGAGGCCAAUAAAAAUAAUCGUCCAAGCUCAGUUAAAUAGAAGGACAAUCAACCUUCUAUCUUAACAAACUUUUAAGAAUUCAAAAAUUAAGUAUAACAAUCACUUAACUAUUUUAAUAAAUAAUAGGAAACAAUAUCAAAUAUGGAUAAAUAAUCAUUAUAAUCAUAAACAACAUAGUUAACAACUUAAUCUAAUGUAACGUAAUAAUAAUAACAAUAAUAACUAUUGAUAGCAUAAAAUAAUACUGCUCAACAAAAAAAUAAAUUAGAGUAACUAAUUAGUCCUACAUUGAUUUAGUAAAUGAAUUCUACAAAACAUUCUGAAAUAUAAAAAACACUCACCUAAUCGAUAUCCUAAUUAUAAUCUAGUUAUUAGAAGUUUUAAUAAUUACAAUAAAAGAAUUAAAUAAAAUAAUCAUAAUCCCAGUCAUGUAUUUAAAAAUAAAAUGCAUAAGUUAAUGAAGUUUCAGUUGUUGCUAAUCCUACUGGUUUGAAUUUAGUUAAAGUUUAGGAAAGGAGUACUUCCUUAACAAAAAAAUAAGAUAAUUUAGACUUUAAAAAUAGGCCUAAUAGUGCUGAAGUUAACGAUGGGUCCAGAGGAGUUAAUUAACUAAAAAAGGAAAGUUUGUCACCAUUUUAAAAAGAAGCUGUCAAAAAGGUUACUUAAUAAGGCCCUCCUUUGCCUUAAUCAAGUUCUUAGAUUUAUUUAAGAAAUGUUUAAUGUAGGAGAUAGGCUGCAUCAACUUUAAGAAAUUAAUAAAAGCCCAAUAAUUCAUUUUAGGAUAAAUACUUAAAUUAAAGUGCCAAUUAAGUUUAAAAUAAUAGUAGUUUUAAUAACAAUAGUAAUUCAGCAAUUGAAGCUGAUUAAAAAUAAUCAACCAAAGGAGUAGUUACAGACUUAAAUCAAUUUAAAAAACUCAUAUCCCCUUAAAAUUUAACAAAAAGUCAAGCUUAGUUUGUUAAAAAUUAACCAAUAAGAGUUUUAUAAGAAUUGACUGAGAAAACAUAAUCGUAAAAAUAAGUGAAAGCUAAAGACAAUGUUUCUUCUACAAGUUUUACUUUGGUCUAGAAACCAUCUACUGUAAAUACUAGAACUUUUUCCCCUGCAAUUAAAAAUGAAACAAAAAAUAAACCAAGUAAUCCCACAAAUACAAAUGUAAGAUAAAAAUUUAGGAAUUCAUCUCCUGGAAUAACAAAAGAUUAAGAUUCCUCUAAUUCAUUAUAAAAUGUAUCAACAACUUUUUAAGGCAAAAAUAGUUGGAAAAUGCUUUGA
Paramecium tetraurelia is the source of this 2487-nucleotide messenger RNA. RefSeq lists its product as uncharacterized. Gene Ontology annotation, molecular function: protein tyrosine/serine/threonine phosphatase activity. The transcript has 8 exons. Gene Ontology annotation, biological process: protein dephosphorylation. The record is from RefSeq and is a predicted model, not a curated record. Lineage: Eukaryota; Ciliophora; Oligohymenophorea; Peniculida; Parameciidae.